GUUUGGACUUUUUUGGCUUUUCGGACAGACGGAGAAAAUCCUUAAGAACCAGGUCAGAAUCUGCGGUAUUUACUUUGGAGGCCGCUGCUAUGUUGGGACAGAUGGACUUAAUUCGGACGAUCCGGGACGAGGAUGAAAGUCCGGAGGAACCGGACACCGAGUCCGAGCAGGAGGAUGCACCAAUCAUCCUGAACAGAAAGAAAAAAUUUGGCAGACGUGGCCGUGGGGCAAUGGAUUUUAAUGCCGACUUUGAGUUUGGAGAGAAAGAUGUCAUCCUGGACGACACUGACUUGGGCCGGGCUGGACCUGAUGAAGCAGCUGAAGAAGAAGAGAACUCCAACCACUCUGGACCAGAAAAUUGAAAUCAUCAGGAAGAAGAGAAAAGCAGAGGGAAAGGAAGGUUUGAGUGACACUGCUGGAAAGCACCCAGAGGAAGGCGUGGAAGAGGACAUUAAGCCUGAAACUGGAGGAGACGACGAUGAUGAUGAUGAUGAUGAUGAAUUUGACUCAGCUGAUGAGGAAAUCCUGACUAAAUCAGGCAAGUCCAACAGAACAGGUUUGGGUUUUUUUGUUUUUGUUUUUAAGACUAAAUGUUUUUAUGAAUUUGUCCGGUUUACCAAACAUCAGGAACACCAACAAGCUCCCUCGUUAGCUGAGGUCGAUGAAAAGCCUCAGGUGCAUCCGCGUUGA
Messenger RNA from Thalassophryne amazonica, 690 nucleotides. RefSeq names its product probable ATP-dependent RNA helicase DDX27. The record is from RefSeq and is a predicted model, not a curated record. NCBI's taxonomy places the organism in Eukaryota, Metazoa, Chordata, Actinopteri, Batrachoidiformes, Batrachoididae. The coding region runs from base 241 to 690 and encodes 149 amino acids. The transcript is spliced from 5 exons.